GGCUGCAAACUUUCCUUAUCUUCCGGUACUCGGGACUCCUCCGGCGCACAAAGUCAACAGGUUGAGCAGACGGGAGGCGAGGAGGAGAAGAAGAAGAAAGGGCAGCGCUGUGGUCACAGCCACCGGAGAAAGAAUAUCUCGCGGUGUCCCGCAGUGACGCAGGCAGCGCAGAGUUAACAGCGGCCUUGCUGAACUCCUGCUGGAGUUACUUGGCUCCAGGCAUUCAAACAUUGAGGAAACAGUUUUCAUGGCGGUUUUGAAUUGCAGUUUUCCCACCUGGCAGGAGAUCUUCUCGAUGCCAUUGAGCUGAGCCAGUUGACGUACGUGGAGGGUUGAUGGUUCAAGGCGCGAUGCCCCGGGCCGCUGACAUGAUCAACCUGGGCUUCCUGACCGACUCGGAGCGGGAGAUGAUCCUGGAGGUGCUGCAACGGGACGAGGAGCUUCGGCAGGCUGAGGGGGAGCGUGUGCGGGGUUUGAAGACAGAUUUGCUGGAUGUGAAGAGGAGAGGGGCCAAACGUGGCAGUGGACGCUACAGUGAUCGUAGCUGUGGCAGAUGCCAGGAGCCUCUGAGUCGACUGACGUUUUUCUCCAGCAAGUGUAAGGUGUGCAACCACCAUGUGUGCAGCGACUGCCGAACAGUCCUCCACGAAGGAUCCUGGCUGUGCAGCGUGUGUUCCAUCGAGUCGGAAAUAAAGAAGAGGACGGGGGACUGGUUCUACGAUCAGAGGACCAACCGUUUUUCCACGAUGCCUCUACACGACCUCGUGAGAGCCUCCCUGAAAAAGAAACCUCAGGCAAAGAAGCGUGAGACAACGGGGGAAAUACUGUUGAGGAGUCCUGAAAUAAACCCAGAUCUUCCCAUUCCUGUGCCACGGGUCAGGCAGAAAAAUCCGAUAACGGAUAACAAAGGUCAUUUAAAGGAGAAUUCAGGAUCAGUGGCGUCAAGAGAAUCGUUGGAAUUGAAGGAGGAUGUUUGGUCAAAGUCAGCCUGCAGUGACUCGGAGUCUGCAGAGAACAAGAGUAUAAGGAGCAGUAAAACAUGCUCGGAUUCUGGCCAUGUGACCCCUGAGCAACAACGGAGUGAUCCCUUUUUGGCUCCGCCCAGCCAAGCAGGGUCCAAUGUUUCCAGUCUGACCACUCCAGUCAAAGCCAUUAGCGUUGGCAUUGACAUGGAAGCUAACAAUGCCCCAGAAGUCAAACCGCUCAGCACGAGCCCGCAGAUAGAUGUUGACAAGCUCUUCAAGAAGAGCAUCAAACGGGACCCCAAACCUCCUGAGCAUGUAUCGACGCUGGACCUGCGUGAUGGACGCAACGCAUCGGAGGCCUCGAUGGGCAGCCGGAGCAAGUCUGUGCCGGGCCUGGACAUGCAGGAAGAUGGAGAGGAGGACGAAGAUAUUGACAGCUUGGUUAGCUAUCAUAAAAGGACAAUAUUGUCAAGCACGUACAGCAUACAUAGCUCAAGGAGUACGCUGGGCAGCAUGAUGAGCAUCUACAGUGAAGCGGGAGACUUUGACAGCGUGGAGGUGACCGGAGACCUCGUCUUCUCCCUCUGCUACAACGACCACACCCAGAGCUUCCACGUCUUUAUCGAGGAGUGCCAGGGGCUGGCCUACGGCGACGCCUCCAAGCUGCUUUCCCACCCAUAUGUGAAAUGUUAUCUGCUCCCUGAUAAAUCUCGCCAGAGCAAAAAGAAGACCAGCAUCAAGAGAAACACGGUCAACCCCGUCUACAAAGAGACCCUGAAGUACUCCAUCAACCGCAGUCAGCUGUUCACCCGCUCCAUCUUGAUAUCAGUCUGGCAUUAUGGUCGCUUCAGCCGCAACGCCUUCCUCGGAGAGGUUGAGAUCGCCCUGGACACCCGAGACCUCGACACCCCGUACAUGGACCGCAUGACUCUCAUGGGGAAGUCAGCUUCUGCUGCUGCGGGUGGUGCUGGUGGUGGGCCUGCGUCAGCGUUUGCUCAAUACAAAGGAGAGUUGGUGAUCUCCUUGAAGUAUGUCACACCUAAAAAGCCCAAAAACGAGAAAAACAAAGGCAAAAAGGUGGUGACUGAAGGGGGGGAACUGCAUGUCCUUAUUAAAGAGGCCAAUAAUUUGGUCGCAAUGAAAACAGGAGGCACCUCGGAUAGCUUCGUAAAAGGAUACUUGUUCCCAACGAAGGCAAAGACCACAAAGAGGAAGACUCCAGUUGUGAAGAAGACCCUGAACCCCCAAUACGACCACACGUUUGUGUACAAGGAGCUGGCUCUGGAGCAGCUGGGGGAGAUGUGUCUGGAGCUGACGGUGUGGGACAGAGAGGCCAUGUCGAGCAACGAAUUUCUGGGAGGACUUCGUCUCGGCUGCAUGAAAGGCACUGUAAAAACUGGAAAAGUGGAGGUGGAAAUGGACUCUGUUGGAGAGGAAGUCAGUCUGUGGGAGAAGAUGAUGCAGUACCCGGACUCGUGGGCAGAGGGCACUCUUUCACUGCGCUCCACUAUGCUGACGGGCAAAUGAGGACUGCAAGCAGGCAGAAACCAGAAACUGAAGAAAGGAUGCUGUGGGGGUCCGUGACAAAUAUGAGAUUGUGGAUUAUUAUAUUUUAUCAGACCAGAAGCUGGUCUAUCUGAAGUGAACCUCCACACUGGUUGACUGUAAGCAGACACACAGCUCACUGGCCGGCUGAACAUCUGCAUCCCCGUAUGGGCUUUGUCUUCAGCAGCGUCCCUCCACUUCACUGCGGUGUGACUGUUGAAAAUCUUCACAACACUAAACUUUGGAUUAAUUUGAAGAGCACUUUCAUAGUUGUUUUAUGUUAAAAACAAAUUUAGGCUGGAUAUAUUUUUGCAAUUUUUUUUAAUGCAUGCACAGAAAAAGUGCUGUAAUGAUUCACCUUUUUCCAUAUACAUGUACAGAAUUACACAGGAAAACAAGUUCUUUUAAACUGGCAUUAUACAACAUUUCUGGUAUUUUAUCCAAGUAAUUGUGCUAUAACUUGUGUUUAUAUUAGUUGAAAAGCCCUAUUUUAAUUGAUAGAAUGUGUAUUUUUAACUUUUAACGAUAUGUGAUCAGUCGUGUUGAAUAUUGAAUAUUCUGUUCUCCCAAUAAAAAAAACCUAAACCCAAA
Molecule: messenger RNA, 3101 nt
Organism: Pseudoliparis swirei
Lineage: Eukaryota; Metazoa; Chordata; Actinopteri; Perciformes; Liparidae
Gene: sytl4
Product: synaptotagmin-like 4
Exons: 19
Coding region: 336-2492 (718 amino acids)
Biological process (GO): exocytosis; intracellular protein transport
Cellular component (GO): plasma membrane; exocytic vesicle
Molecular function (GO): small GTPase binding; neurexin family protein binding
Source: RefSeq, a predicted model, not a curated record